UAACUCGAAAAAUAGCAAAAAUUUGUUGUUAACUUCUGUCAUAUUCACUACAUUUUUCAAAGACGUUCAUUGUACACAUGCCGGCAGAAAUGUUUACUUAAAGCUGUCAGCGACAGCCGCUACGUUACAGGGUUUGUUGUAUGACAAAUAGAAUGACGUUUCACUCACAACAUGAUGUUUACACAUGGCUUAGAAACUUAUAGAGUAUUAGCAUAAACACAAGAUAAUUACGUCUUAACGAUCCGAAAGCCAAAAGGACAUGCCGAGUUCGUUUUUGUUUGCAAUUAACAAUGAGGGACGCGUAUUUCGCUUGUCCACAAGUGGUACUACAUGGAGAGAGUUUGUUUACUUGGGACUGGAGUUCAAACAUCUUUCAGCUGUCCCACAUUUCAUGUGGGCUGUUGGAGGCGAUCGUCAGAUUUAUGUUCACGUUCAUGGUUUGGAUAUACCCAUACGAAUUAAAGAAGAAUCAUACCAAAAUGAGAGGUGGCUUCCUGUGGAAGGUUUUACUAGCCGCUUGCUUCCAACAGAUAGAUAUCACUUCUCAAAUCAAGAGGGUUCCGUUGAUAGAAGUUUUGAUAAGAUUAGGUUACCAUCAAUGGCAUGGCAGUGGGAGGGUGACUGGCACAUUGAGACCACACUGGAUGGCCAACCAUUGGAUGAUGAUGGCUGGACAUAUGCAGUUGACUUUCCGGCAAAUUUCCAUGCAAAGAAACAAUGGAAAUCCUGUGUUAGACGUAGAAAAUGGGUGAGGUAUCGACGAUAUAGUGCAAUGAACUCUUGGUGUGCUGUUGCUCCACUGCAUAAAGAUCCCACUCAGGAACCAUUCAUAGAUGUUUCAGUAGGAGGUCAAAAUGUUCCUGGAGCAGCAGCAGGAAAUCUUCUCGUUUGGGCAAUCACAGCACAUGGACGAGGCUUGCAGGUCAUGUUUCGCACCGGUGUGAGCACUACAGCUCCUGAAGGACAACGAUGGACUGCAAUACCUGUUCCCCCAGGAUGUGAAGUGAACCAGAUUAGUGUUGGACCUACCGGCCUUGUAUGGGCAGUCCUUUGGAAUGGGAGAGCUCUUGUAAGAGCUGGUGUCACUAGAGAGAACACUACAGGUGAAUUCUGGAUUGAAGUGGCUCCACCAGAGGAAGGGAAACUUUCUCAAGUGUCUGUUGGCACAAGUGCUGUUUGGGCUGUAACAAGAGAUCAUCGUGUUUGGUUUCGCAAAGGCAUUAGAGGAGAAAGCUGUGGUGUGAGUGAAGAGGCAGCAACUGGGACUGGUUGGGUUGAGAUGGUUGGCAACAUGGCUCUAGUAUCUGUUGCACCAAAUGACCAGGUAUGGGCAGUAGGAAGUGAAGACAGAACAAUUUAUUUCCGCACUGGAGUGCUACCAUCAGAUCCGACUGGACGAAAAUGGCGUGCUAUACAAGCUCCAAUGCAGAUGAGUCGAACAAGCAGCAAUGCUAGCCUUUGGUCAGGUGCAGGAUCAAGCCAUCGAAAUAGUGUGUGUGGCAGUGUUACUGGAGGAGGAGGUGCCAAACAGCGUGUCCGCAGUUGGACUUCUCUGGCUCAGCGUCACAGCAGUUCUGAUACUUGCGGUGUGCUGCGGGAAUGGGAAGAGACAUCCCGUUCUGCACCUACUCCCACAUCACUUAGGUUGCAGCAGCAACAACGUAGCUCAAAUGGCGCCCCUUCUACAGCAACCACGUCCCAGGAUUCUAUUAGUGAAGCUAGCAAUCUCAGGUCUGAAGAUGAUUCAAAUUCUGCUGAUGGAAACAGUGGAAGCUUCAACACAAUUGCAGCAAUCAAAGAACAUACUGAAAAUUCUCCAAGUAGAUUACGUGUGGCAGGAAAAAGUGCUGGUGAUGUGAAGUCAAAUCCUGGAGUUUGGAGUCCUAUUAGAAGUGUAGGUUCUGUGGUUGGAAUGGAAGCACAUCCAGAAUCAGACGGAAGUGUCUUUGAUCCUGACUUAUCUGCUGAUUCUGGAGUGUAUGGUGAUGAUGAUGCAGGUGAAAUGUACUGGUCAGAAUGUGAUGUAGUGUGGUGUAUGGUCGCUGCUGGUGCAUGCACAGUGGAUCCUCAGUGUUUACCAAACUGGUUUGUGGAAAACUUAUCAACAGCUGAUCUUGAACUCUCAAAACCUUGGAGAGUUAGAAUACUACAGGAGCUGAAAAAGAGGGUGCCAGAAGAAUUCAACAAAUAUGAAAAAGCUGUAGACAUAUCAUCUUGGGUGAAAACUGGAGAUGCCAGAUGCAUGUUGAAGGAGACAAACUACCAACUUGAAGACUGUGUACUAGAACUGGAAUGGAUUGGUGGAGAUUUGGGAACAUUGGAGUCUGGAACGUUCACCAUAAUGUCUCCUGAGAAGAACCAAACAAAGAUACAGUUCAGCUUAUCAGAGAUAACAUGCAUAGCAUGCUGCAGUGAGCCUGCUCAACCACGAAUAGUGAUACACACUCCUGGUUUAACCAAAAGCUUAGCCGUUGUCAAACUGCAGUUCUGUGGUGAUACCGACAUGGAGGACUGGAUGGCAAAUCUAACAUAUGUGUGCUGUCAAGCAAAUGGAGUCCAUGGUGCACCAAGUCCAGGGUCAAUAUGGGCAAUAACAGGGCUUGGUGAUAUAUUUGUUUUUGAUCCAAUUAAUUUAGAGGCAGCCCAGCAAAAGGAUGAUUUCUAUGUGCAAGAAAUCGAUAUUACUGGACGAGGUUUGCCGUAUGAAGCACAGCUACACAAUGGUUUUUGCCCAGGUUCAGAACUCAUUGUGACAGGAUGUGUGCAUGACAAAGCAGACAGGUUUGCUGUUAAUUUGCAGUAUUUGUCAUUAGCUGUGCGUCACAAAGCAGAUCUAGAGGCCAAGGACAUUGCAUUCCAUUUCAAUCCUCGUUUCUCACCAGAUGUAGUUGUGAGAAAUUCAUACUUGGCUGGUUCAUGGGGAGAAGAGGAAAGAGAAGGAGCAAAUCCCUUUAGACAAGGAGCAGAAUUUACCAUUACAAUAAUUUGUUGUGAAGAUGAGUACAAGGUUCAUGUAAAUGGGCAACAUUAUGUCACAUAUACUCAUCGGCAAAAACCACAUUUCAUCACCCACCUUUACAUACAUGGUGAUGUCUCACUAACUAAAUUUGUAUACAAAUCCAAAAAGGUGAUUAUAGAUCCAUUGGAGAUGUACUGGAGGCAGAUGGGUGGUCAUCUGCGUCGUGUUGAAACAUGUGCCGCUGGGGUAACAUGGGGUGUUGGCUACGACAAUACAGCAUGGGUCUACACUGGUGGCUGGGGAGGAUCUUUCCUCAAAGGUCUGGAAACAAGCAGUUCGGGUAUCAAUCCUAUGGCAGAUACUCACUGCUUCUAUGUUUAUGAAAACCAACGCUGGAACCCUCUCACUGGAUACACUUCUCAUGGGCUACCAACCGACCGAUAUAUGUGGAGUGAUAGUACAGGAAAACAUAAGCGAACGAGAGAGAAGACAAAAUUGCUGUCCAUGCAUUGGCAGUGGGUUUCAGAGUGGAGUAUUGACUACCACACUCCCGGAGGAGUAGAUAAGGAAGGGUGGCAGUAUGCUGUUGACUUUCCUUCUACCUACCACGGUCAGAAACAUUUCACGGACUAUGUACGUCGGCGUAGGUGGGUGCGGAAAUGUCGGUUUUCAACAAGUGGUCCUUGGCAAGAGCUAGGAAAUACAAAACUUGUUGAUAUCUCACUGCAGGACAGUGGAAAAAUUGGUAGUGACCAUUUGAUUCAUGUUUGGGCUGUUGCUGCAAAUGGUGAUGCCGUUUACAGGAGAGGUGUGUCUCAGUCCUCUCCAUCUGGCACUUCUUGGGAGCAUGUACCAAGUGAUUAUCCUCUGGUUAGUAUCAGUUGUGGUCCUAGAGGCCAGGUUUGGGCAGUUGGGAGGAAUGGCUCUGCAUACUGGCGUUUUGGGAUCACUGACAGUAAUCCUACAGGUGCAGUGUGGGAAAGUGUUGAGCCUCCAGUUGGCAAAGUCUUGAAACAAAUAUCUGUUGGCUCUUAUGCAGUAUGGGCUCUUGAUUCUCAAGGGCAGUUGUCUUUAAGACGUGAAGUCACUCCUGUGUUCCCUGAAGGAACACAUUGGCAGACUCUGCCAACAUCUGCAAAUGAUGCAGCUACUCAGGACAGAAUAGCCUCUGGAAGUACAAGUAGUGCAUCAACAUCGGGUUUCCGCCAUGUGUCAGCUGGAAGGGCAGAUGGUGAGGUGUGGGCCAUAACAGCUUCAGGAGUUGUAUCACGCAGAUAUGGUGUUACUCCAGAAAACCCUGCAGGGACUGGAUGGGUGCAUGGCAUUGUGGGAAACUGGCAGCAUGUCAGUGCUCGUGGUCUUAAUGCCGCAUCAUUAAUGGACAAAUAAAAAUAAAAUUUGUUAGUGGAGGAGAAGUUCACAAAGAUACUUGAGUCGGCAAGGUCUUUGCACAUAAUAGAAAUUUUAUAGGUGCAUAGUGUUUGCUUAUUUUACUAAUUCAGGAAAUUUUAUCUUAUAUGUAGUUAAAACUGGGCUUGCAAAUUUAGACUUGCAGACUUUUCAUUGCACAAAUGGGAAGAGUGUGAAUAUUGGCAGAUAAGUUUAUUGAUUUAGCAGCAGUGAAGAAAAUUAUGGAAUGAUGUGAAAUGAAAAGUGAAAAAUGCUCUAUUAUUCAUAAUUUUGUUUUAUUUUACCUAUGCGUGCACAGGAAGCUCGUUAAUUGUAAGUUUAAAACUGUUGAUUUGGUGAUAGUUGUCUGUUAUGGUAGACAAUGUUUUUUUUUGGUGAACUGAACUGGAGUGGUGAAAGGAAAGAAAAGGGGAAAAAAGGCAAAAAUGGAAUCUAGUGUAAAUGUUGCAUCAGCAGGAAACAAAGGGUAGAGAUCAGAGGACUUCAAAAGAAGAAAAGUAGGGUUUAAAAUAAAAAUUGUAUGAGAAGUUGGUAGCAUAUUAAUAAAUUCCUUUUUUUGGUAGUUGAUAUUUUUAUCAUAAAAGAGGUGCAAAGCUAAGUAUUAUGAUCAUCAUCUUAUGAUCUCCCAUGACUGUCUUUUUGCCAGUGGUGCAUUCUAAGCCACAUACUAUUUUUAUUGUGCUGCUGUUAUGCAGUAUCUUUUCAAAUUACAAAUGUGAUAUUAAUAAACCAUUAUUUAUGGGCUUCAUUGCCCCUCCUCUCAGUUAUUAUGUUAUUGUAUUAUUUAUGUAAAUAUAAGAGGUUUAAAGUAUAUUCAGUGAGGAUCUCAGUGCAGCACUGAGGAUUUGUUGAAAGGCCAUGAUGCAAAUCACAACAUUGAUAAAUAUACUGUAGUAACAAUGCAAGAGAACUGCCAUAGAUGUAUUAUAGGACUGCUAUUUCAUGUACAUAAAUUCUCAGAUUCCAUCAAAAUGGCCACUUGUUCCUUUUUAGUAUGCAUGUUGACAUAAAAUUUUAUUUUUACUUAGCAUUUUGUUUAUAGUAUUUAAUUUUAAUUUUUUUGUGUUAUUGGGGUUCCUGUAAAGCUUGUUAUGUUGAGUGCUUGAAUAUCAUGCUCAUUAAAAAAACGACUUAAUGAUUAUAGUGAGGGAGCUAUUAAGAUUGCUGAUGAAUGAAAUUAAAGUGACCAUGUUACACAAUUGUGUUGCAUAUUGUUUGUACAAUGAAUCUAAUUAUUUUUUUCUUUCUGUGUGUUAUAGACAAAAAUAACAUUGAACUAAAUUUCCUGCUCUGUUUUUGUUUGAGAAGUUGUGAAUGGUUUGCAAUUUUAUGUGGCAAGCAAUUUUUAAGAAAAUUUGAUGUUUUUCUAUAGCAGCUAGAAACAUCGUCUGAAUUGUUAGUGUGUCUCUGCUAAGGAAAAUGAGGUUUUUGUUUAAAAUACAGCCUGAAUAAUAUAUGAAGUACACUGAACAUCUCCAUCAUGUACAAAUGUCCACAGCAUAUAUUUAUAAGCUAAUCUAGAACUACACAGUAGUUCCUAAUAUAAAUGUUUUAUAUGAUGUUUUCAUGUGACUGUGAGUAGCUUUUUAUACUGAAAUAUUGACCCAGAACAUCACAUACAUUGUAAGGACUGCCAUUUAAAGCAGUUAUUUGUUGGUCUUAGGAAUUUGUAGCUGCAGUGCAUAGCAAGUUCUGAUUUCCUAUAAUGGAACUGUGAUAAUAUUUUUGUACUUGUGUUUAAAGUGUUUUAUGGCCCCUUGUGUUGUAACUUGAAAGCAUGAUAUCAUAAUGCAUGAACAUGUAUAUCAUAUGUAAAUUGUGUGUGUUGCUAAUUUAUUUCUAGUCAUACCUGUGAUAGUUCAUUUUACCACAUGAUGGUGGCACUCAAUAUGAAAAAUAACUAUGUAAUUUGAAAAGGUUCUAAUUCUCCCUUUAUUGUGAUACUUGAAAGGAGUUAUCUGCUUCAGACUUUUAUACAGAAAUUAUUUGCCUUAUAUUAAACAUCUCAAUAGUAGUCUUUUGUACUGUAGUGGUACAGGUCAAGUGCAUAGAUUUCAUGAUUGUUGCAGUUUCUUUUGACACUUUUUUUUGUAAAAAUCUUAGUACAUUCCAGAAAACAAAAAAAUCUUACCUUGUAUCAGAAAUUUUUUUAUGUACAUUUUAAUAAUUUCUAACUGGUACAUUGCAUACAGGAUGACUACCAUGCUAAGCCAACUGUUAAUUUUCGAAUUAUAAGUUGCAAAUAUGUAGCUUUUUAUUUGAAGUUUUAAUCUUUUGUUGUACAGUUAUUCAUAAAAGUGUUACAUUUAGUAUGAGGAGAUAUUUGUCAGCACUAAAACUUUCAUUUUCAAUUAUGUAAACAGAAUGUUUUGUAGUAAAUGUUUCAGAAUAUUUGUCGCAUUAACGUCAGAGAUAUUAAAGAAAAAAGUCUUACCCAGAAAACACAUAUAACUAUGCGAAUAGGCUACUUUGCUUGCAGAAUGUUAUCCACAGCCUGAAACAGUUAAAUUUUAAGUGUAAGAUACAACUUUAGAACCAUUUGUAUUUAAUGGGAUUCUACAUUUGGUACUUGCAAUUGUAGAAUCUUCUCAGCCACAAAAGAGAGAUUCAGCCAUUUGUGUUCUAGUAGUUUAAAUGAAUUUAUUUGAAGUGCCGGAGCUGUUAACUUCAUAGACAUUUUAUGAGAAUAUUUUGGUACUAAUUAAUUCAAAUGAUUAAUACUGUGUGCUUAUUUACAACUGAACAUAAACAGUAUUUAACACUUCAAAAUUCUGUGAGGACUGUUAGAUGUACUGAGCACUAUGGAACUUCUUGCACAUUCCAUAAGCCACAGGAAACUACAGUGGUAUGCUUAACUUAUUUUGUCUGCACAAAUAAAAACUUCAUCAUUGAGUAUAAUUAUGGUUACUGAAGGAAGAAUUCAUUUACCAAUUGUACCUUAAAUACUAUGCAAGAUGUGCUAUGUUCUUAAGUAAAUAAAUUAUACUUUUAAUUCAAAACAGAA
Molecule: messenger RNA, 7373 nt
Organism: Schistocerca gregaria
Lineage: Eukaryota; Metazoa; Arthropoda; Insecta; Orthoptera; Acrididae
Gene: Pex23
Product: tectonin beta-propeller repeat-containing protein
Exons: 23
Coding region: 260-4348 (1362 amino acids)
Cellular component (GO): membrane
Molecular function (GO): carbohydrate binding
Source: RefSeq, a predicted model, not a curated record